Messenger RNA from Anastrepha ludens (Mexican fruit fly), 1902 nucleotides. RefSeq lists its product as uncharacterized. The record is from RefSeq and is a predicted model, not a curated record. Bases 1 to 1902 code for a protein of 633 amino acids. Lineage: Eukaryota; Metazoa; Arthropoda; Insecta; Diptera; Tephritidae. The transcript has a single exon.
AUGUUGCUAGUAAGCAGUGCAAUACUUCUCCUCAACUCUCCACUGUCGGUGGCUCACUUCUCAAGCAACUGGAACCUCGCAAACACUUCGUGCAUCAACCUCAGCCAAAUUAUAAACAAAAUUCAAUUGGAGCGAGAAAUCUACUCAUUUCUCAUAAUCAACGCCUACGACUCAAGUCAGAGUUGUCUUUGUGACAAUUCCAUUCGAAUUCUCAGCGCUUAUGGCACUGUUAGGCUACUGCAAGCAAACAGCUCUUGCUCGCACACGCCCAGCCACUCCAAUGAUAAAAUCCUAUUGAUUCGUUGUUUACCGAAUAAAUUUGUGUCGGAUUCAUUGGAGGCGAUGGUCGGUUGUCUCAAAAACAAACGCAAUAUCCGCAUUCUCUUCAUCUGGGAUACCGAGUACAAGACUGAAUUGAUAAAAAACCCUGGAGAUCUUCAAAAACAGCAACAACUACUUUUCGAAUAUUGUGCCCAAAUGCGUUUAUUGAACGUCAUCAGCAUUUAUAGAGACUAUGUGGACGAUGGACACUUCUAUACUUUUAGCUACUUUCCUCAGUUCCAUCUCCAACGUAAAACAAUGAAGGAGGAUUGCUACCCCGAUCGCAUCAGAGACAUGAAGGGUGUCGCCAUACGUUUUGUUCCCGAGAGUGUUGAACCAUGGAUUAUUGUGUGGCGUGACCGGUUUGGUCAUUUUCAGAUUACUGGGAUUGUGGCAAAACUUUUGCGUGAAUUCGCUAAGCGAAACAAUGGUACACUAACCUAUUCAGUAAUUGAUAAUUUGACGGCAGUACCAAAUGUGUUAGCGUUAUUAGAGAAUGAUAUUGCCGACAUAGUGACUGGAAUCGCAAGUUCAAGCUUAAAGACAGCUGGUGUUGAUACUUCGACACCUUUGCUGUCAAUUGAUUGGAUUAUUAUGCUGCCUUUACCUCCCCUAGUACCCGACAGCGAAGUACUUUUAUUUCUGCUCAAUUCUGUGCUGGGAGUAUUUCUCCUCUUGCUCUUAUUCGUGUUCUCAUUCGUUCUUACAUUGGAAGGUUUACUUUGGCGCCGACGUUCUCCAAAAAACACUUUACGUUUCUUCAUUUGGAUAUUCACCAAUGUUGUACUCCGUAGUAUAAUUGGACAGCCCUCGUGCUCGGUCGUUCAUCUUAAGGCGAAAUUCACAAAACGCUUUAUUUACAUUUUUCUCUUGCUCAGUGGCAUCUUCAUGAGCACAUUUAUUGCAGCUGGUCUUAAAUCGUAUUUAACCAGCAAUCCGCGCAAAUACUCCCGUUUAACAACGUUCGAGGAGUUUAUAAAUUCAGAAAUAAAAAUUAAAGUAAGUGAAAAACUAUAUCGCACUGUGGCUUUUUAUAUCGAUACAAAAUACGUCGGAACCAUGGAAAACAAAUUCAUAAUUGAACCAUCGCUCGAGCUACUGCAACGUCAGCGUUCCUCUUUGGAUACACGAUUUGGUUAUACAGUAGGGGACCCAUUGUGGAAGGCAAUGUCAAGACAUCAAUCGUAUUUACCACGACCACUCUUCUAUGUGAGCGAAAAGAUUGAUGUGGUAAAAAAUCUUCUUCUGUCAAUACCUUUGCAAGAGCACUCCAUUUAUAAGGAAGCGCUCAACAAUAUGAUCCAUCAGGCACAAAGUAUAGGACUCACUGAUUUGUGGACCCGUCAGAUCUAUGAUGACAUGUUGGUGGCGAAAAUAAUUAAUAGAACUAUAGUGAAGCCCGCUGGAUAUGAACCAUUGGACUUGGAACAUUUCCACUGGUUGUGGUGGAUGUAUGGCUUUGGCGUGAGCUUAUCCGUUUUGGUAUUUUGCGCCGAGGUUUGGUUUUACAAAAGAACACAAAAGAAGGCUGUAGGUGAGCAGAGCAGAUUGAAGAGGAGAGUUCGAAGAGGUAGGAAAUGA